Messenger RNA from Amoebophrya sp. A120, 3425 nucleotides. The record is from the annotation of a GenBank genome assembly. Lineage: Eukaryota; Dinophyceae; Syndiniales; Amoebophryaceae.
CCCUGCGACGCUGCAAGACACAAAAACUCCAGUGCGGUCCUCAGAGCUUGUCCUCUCCUCGAGAAGUUCACAAAAUCACAAUCGUAGCAGCACGAGCUGCCCUCACCUCGAUGUCGAAACGAACCUAGAGAUGAAAGUGCAGACGAAAAGGUACUGCAAGGACGGGAUUCUGUACCAGUGGAUUCAGGCGAAGAGCCCUAAUGGAGAUCUUCAGGAAGAGGAGCACAUAACAAAGCCAAAACCAGAAGAACGGAACAUCAAUCCAAAUGAUUCUUUAUUUCGUCCCACUGCGAAGGAACAGGAGCCUCCUGCUUCUUGUAGGACGACGAUGAAGCAGCGACUAGUUGUGGUACACACGACCACCUCUUCAUCCACGCUAAAGAACGGAAACAGCAGCAGCAAGUCAAAACACAUCCAGACGAAGAAGAAACGUGACGUCCGCCGGCAUACCACCGUGGAUGAACUCAACGGAGAGGAGCGACAUACCGCUUUUUCCCCCAAGAACCGCAGUAUCGACCGGAAAAUGAGUUGGUUUAAGGUUCCGAGUGGUUCGGCACCGACGUCUGGUUUCCUGCCGCCAGGAAGAGAGCAAGAAUCUUCGACGGCCCAACGACCUCCACAGCGAGGGCAUUCCCCCGUCCCUGGUCGGGACAUGCGGUCGAGUAGCAGCAAAACCGCCCCGCGAGCAGAAGAAGUAGUAACUUCCGAUGUUUCUUUCGGUCGUACUCGUAACGCUUGUACUUCUGCGGCAGCACAGCCGUGUAGUACUACAGCAAGUGUUCCCCGAGUGACAGCUGCGGAACGUGACCGAGCAUCUGAUUCGUCCUGGCUACAGACUGCCAUAAAAGCCAGCGUCAGAAAAUUCUGCGCGGCUGCGCGGGCACUCUCAGAACAAGCUUCAGACCGGUCUUCAGCUGAUAGUGCUGCGCCCCCGCAAGAAGGUUUAGCUACCGGAGUCCGGGAACGGAAAAUUAGUGGCGUUGAGACGUAUCGGGAGCAGCAGGAAUCAUCUUCUUCGCAGCUAGUACGGAAGGAUGUUGAGAAUCAUGUUGAAAACCAGACUGAUGUUUUUUCGAAAGACGACGAGGAUGUGGAAAUGAUGGACGUCGAAAUGUUGGACGCUGCUCCUUCUGCUAGGAGCGUGGAUGUUCGUCCAACUUUUGGAGGAGCACCUGGGUCGACGAGCAGUAGUACCGCCGGAGGACCAGCAGGAGAGCCUGCUUCCAGUAGUAGCGCAUCAAGUUCAACAAGUUCCUGUCCGCAGCAGGCGCCAGAGCUGCCAAGUUGUUGCGCCGGCCCCGACACUCCUGCGCAAUUCACUACAAUAAGCAUGAAAACCACGACGACGAAGAAGAAGUUUGCUCCGCGGUCCAAAAACAAGCACUUCCGGGAGGAGCAAGAGCGGCAAUUGCAAGAAGAACAGGAGAAGCAGGCGCGGGAACAAGAGCUGCAGCGUUUGAAGGAUCUAAAGGAACAAGAGGAGAAAAAACGGCAGGAGCGGAAACAAAAGCGGCGGGAAUUGAAGCGACAGAGAAGGGAAGAAGAAAAACGCAAGAUGCAAGAGAGAUUACUGGUGGAGCAGCAGCAGCGGGAGCUCCAGGAAGCGUUGUUGCGAGACGCGGAAAUGCAGCAGCGGCAGAGGGAGGAACAGGAGCGACUAGAAGCGGAGAAGCAGCAGCAGCUUCUAUUGCAGAAACAACAUGAUGAACUACAACUCAGCAAGAAAAUGAAAGAGAAACAACGGAAACAACCACUUCUCUGUCGUACAGGUCCGACCUACGUCGAACUAGUGGAAAUUCUCGAUCCGGCUUCUUACGAAAAACUCGGUCUGCAAUUCGGCAUCGAUCUGGAAUUCGCGUACGUCCACAAGAAGGGCGGACACCGCUGGCGGUUAGAUAUUGAGCGGACUGAAAAGGAGGAACGGGAGUAUGCGAUGGAGGUUGCUAGACAGCAGGCGCGGGGGGAGGAAGUCGCUGCGAUGGCGAGUGAGUCUGAGGCGGAAACAGGACGAGGAGGAGAACAAACUGGUGGGUCGUCCUGUGUCGGCAGGAGCUCUUCUUUAUCUUCUUGCGGCCGAGGUGGAAGAGAGAAUCGUGGGCAAGACGAAUUACAGCAAGGAAACACGGCGACAAACCCGGGCAGUGGUGUACUACCAGAGCAGCAGAACCCCCAGGAACUAACGGAUGGUCACGAACAUCACCAGCUGCAGACAGAACAGCCUCACGAAAAUAGCCUCCAGAACGUCAACCCGAAAAGUCUUCCUCCAAUCCGCCCAAGAGAUGAAGAACCUCCCCUCCGACGGCGCAGUAAAAACGUAAAAAGCGACCCAAAGCGCCGUCCGAUCUCCCCGCCGGGAAACUGCAACAACCAAGCAAAAAACCUAAAAUUACAGGGCCUCGACCCGCCUCCGUUUUUUCCAUCCGACUCCAAACCGAUUAACAGACGGAAGUUCACGCUUCCCUACGACUACGAUUCGCACAAGCCGAGGGUAUUUCUUGAAAGACACAUAGUUCCGUUUCACAUGCCGGUGCAUUGGAAUGAGGAUUUAGAGGAUUACUACGAGACCUUCACCGGGAAACCCGUCGUCCCCUGUUACGAGAAAUUUUGCGACGCGGCGGCGAACUUGGGGAUAAAAGUGAAUCAGUUGUUGAAGCACCGCGCAAAGGAAAUCGGGAGAUGUUGCAAACUGUUCAACCUACUAGACCACGAGGAUUUCCGGUACAGAUGGGAACUGAUGAGCGAUUGGGAGAGGGAACAGUUUAAGGCGAAACGGUUUGAUAUGCACUGCAAAAAUAUCGUACUAAGUAAGUACAAGUAGUAUAAAUCGCAUGACAAAUUUCCUCAGCAUAAGAAAUGAAAUUUGUGAUGCGGAUUUGACUUGACGAAAACAUUUGUAAUGCAUAAAUGCGAUCAGUACGAGUAUGAUUAUACUUUUGCAAUCCAUAUUUGACUUUCUGAAAAAGUACAAGCCGAUUCGCUUGAAGAAAGUGAGGUUGGCGAAAGCGUUUGCGCAGGAAGAGCGGACGGGACCGCCAUCAUUAGCGAAGCCGAAGAGUGGGAACACCAAGGACGAAGGAGGUGCGAAUGUGGAAGUUGACGAUAAGGAUAAGGGUGAACCUAACGACCACAUUAAGGCGAUCGUCGAUGCGAACAUCACUAGCACGACUGCCGCUCCUGUGGCGGGUGAAGGUGGAAAGGUGGAAUUAGGUGCGGAUCCCGCUGCGCUGAAUGAUCAACAGGAGAACGAUUUUGAGGAGAGAAGUGAAGGACAACAGCGAAUAAAGAAGCCGGUGAAGCGCGAAGUAAGUCAACGCAGUACAACUAAAGCGGCUGCCAAGAGUGUCGCACGCGGACGUGGCCGUCCGAAAAACGACGCGAGUAAUGCGUCGGGUCCGGGUACUAGAAAAGCGACGAACAAGAAGUAA